Molecule: messenger RNA, 2456 nt
Organism: Abrus precatorius (Indian licorice)
Lineage: Eukaryota; Viridiplantae; Streptophyta; Magnoliopsida; Fabales; Fabaceae
Product: putative pentatricopeptide repeat-containing protein At5g37570
Exons: 4
Coding region: 200-1846 (548 amino acids)
Biological process (GO): RNA modification
Molecular function (GO): protein binding; RNA binding
Source: RefSeq, a predicted model, not a curated record
CCAUUUUCUGGGGGUAAAAGCUAAAUUCUUCUGCUGCCAUAUCCAACGGAGAAAACUUCACAUUGUGCUUCCCAAGUAGAGCUUCUCCCACCCUUUUAUUGUGUUCAUAUAACCCAUUGAUGCAAUUAAUCAUUAGAUUGAAGAUCACCGAGGAAAAUAACCUGAGCAGGGUUUCACUCUCAUUUCGAUUUCCACUUCCAUGCCUUCAUUUUGUGAAUCCUCACGUCGUUCAGCUGCGAGCAUAGCGACCCUACUGAAAGCCUGCAAAAGCAGACAACAUCUUCAGCAAGUGCACGCUUGCAUCAUCCACCGAGGCCUCGAGCAAGAUCACUUCCUCAUUUCCCACUUCAUUGUCCUCUCUCACUCCCUUUCUUCUCUUCCCUAUUCAGACUCAGUAUUCCACCGCGUUCUCGAACCUUCCACCUUCCUCUGGAACAUCCUCAUUAAAGCCCAUUGCCAAAAGAGUCUCUUUUCCCAUACCCUCUUAGCUUUUGUUCGCAUGAAGGCGCAGGGUGCCCUUCCCGACCGCUACACUUACCCUUCUGUCAUCAAAUCCUGUUCAAGCAGGUGCAAGGUCUUGGAAGGAAAAUCGGUUCAUGGGUCCGCGUUUAGGUGCGGUGUAGAACAGGAUAUCUUCGUGGGCACCAGUUUGAUUGAUAUGUAUGGUAAAUGUGAAGAGAUUGGUGAUUCUCGCAAGGUGUUUGAUCAAAUGUCACCGAGGAAUGUGGUUUCUUGGACUGCUAUGGUUGUUGGAUAUGUAAACGUUGGAGAUGUUCUGGAGGCGAAUAAGCUGUUUGAGGAUAUGCCACAGAAAAAUGUGGCUUCUUGGAAUGCAAUGAUGCAGGGGUUUGUAAAGGUAGGGGAUUUGAGUAGUGCUAGGGGCGUGUUUGAUGCUAUGCCUGAGAAGAAUGUUGUUUCUUUUACCACCAUGAUUGAUGGGUAUGCGAAGGCUGGUGACAUGGUUUCUUCGAGAUUUUUGUUUGAACAAGCUACAAACAAGGAUGUUGUUGCUUGGUCUGCUUUGAUGUCUGGAUAUGUCCAGAAUAGACAGCCUAAUCAGGCGUUGAAAGUGUUUCUUGAGAUGGAAUCGAUGAAUGUGAGGCCUGAUGAGUUUGUGUUAGUUAACUUGAUGUCUGCUUCGGCUCAGUUGGGUCAGUUAGAGUUGGCUCAAUGGGUUGAUUCUUAUGUAAGCAAGAGCUCUAUUGAUCUUCCGCAAGACCAUGUAAUUGCAGCACUUCUGGACAUGAAUGCUAAGUGUGGAAACAUGGAAAGGGCAUUAAAAUUGUUUGAAGAAAUGCCUAAACGAGAUCUUGUCUCGUAUUGUUCUAUGAUACAAGGGUUGUCAAUUCAUGGACAUGGGGAAGAGGCUGUGGAUCUGUUCAACAGGAUGCUGAUGGAAGGGCUAACUCCAGAUGAGGUGGCCUUCACGGUCAUCUUGACAGCUUGUAGUCAUGCUGGGCUUGUUGAUGAAGGCUGGAACUACUUCCAGUCCAUGAAGCAAAAAUACUGUAUUAGUCCUUCACCUGAUCACUAUGCGUGUAUGGUUGAUGUUCUAAGCCGGUCAGGGAAUGUAAGGGAGGCUUAUGAACUAAUGAAAUUAAUGCCUGGGGAGCCUCAUGCUGGUGCCUGGGGUGCACUUCUUGGGGCAUGUAAACUAUAUGGUGAUUCAGAGUUGGGAGAGAUUGUUGCUAAUAGACUUUUUGAUCUAGAGCCUCAAAAUGCAGCUAACUAUGUGCUCUUGUCUGACAUCUACGCAACAGCAGAGCGAUGGAUUGAUGUUUCCCUUGUGAGAAGUAAGAUGAGGGAAAAGAGAUUGCGGAAGAUACCUGGUUGCAGUAAAAUUUAGUCCAAGUGAUGUGGCUAAGGCCGCACUUUAUUUUGCUAGUGAUGAUUCAAGAUCCAUUUGCUGAGGCAAAUGCUGAGGACUCAGGAGCUGGGGCAAAAGAGUAUGUUCAUGUUCGUGUUCAACAGCGGAAUGGAAGGAAAAGCCUAACAACUGUUCAAGGAUUAAAGAAAGAGUACAGCUAUAGCAAGAUACUCAAAGACCUGAAGAAAGAAUUCUGCUGUAAUGGUACUGUUGUCCAGGACCCUGAGUUGGGCCAGGUCAUACAACUUCAGGGAGAUCAAAGAAAGAAUGUUUCUACUUUCCUUGUGCAGGCUGGCAUAGUAAAGAAGGAGCAUAUCAAGAUUCAUGGUUUCUAAGGCCUAACCAACAGUGGCAAUUUAGCUUUCAUGUUAAAUAUACAGCCUGCUGACUACAUUUAAUAGCAUCAGAGCAGCAGCCUAUAAAUCUGAAUUCAAGCUAUCAGUCGCAGCAACAUUCUGUUAUAUUGUAGUUAAGAGUUAUACAUAAUAUACUCUUCUAGUUUUUACCUUUUUUGGAAGGUUAUUACUGGGUUUGUGUGUUAAGGAUUAUAUGUCUGCAUCUAUGACUGCUAUCUUGAAUAAAUUUGUCA